GUUUGAUGAGUAACAAAAGUAUUUCUAUUUUUUCUUAUGUUUUAAAUACUUUAGACGAUUCGAAGUUUCUGAAGGCAGUCGACUCGGACAAGUGUAGCUUUUUGCUUGCCUGGAGUCCAGUGUUUAGUCAAAGGCUUUACAUUUCUUGUGUAGGACGUACUCUUUCGCAUAAUCUAGUGGUGAAGCGAAGAAAAUUUUCAGUUUCUUGUAUGAAAACGUCUGAAUCUGGUGACAGAAGCUCCUUUUACAAGCGUCCUAGUAAGGCACUGAGACGUGGUGGUGGUUUCUUUGUUCCUGGUUUAGAAGGUCCAGUACUGGAACGUGUAAUAGGUGGAAUACUUUUGUUUGCUUUUUUGAUGAAUAGUUUCACUAUAGAAGAUUGGACCUUAAGUUUGAAGUUAUCUUUGUCGAGUGGUAUUUUGGCAAUCUUCUUGUGGUUGUAUUUACAGUUUCGUCAUAAACCUGUUGAGUCAUCGACGGCGAGGAAAGUGACGCGGACAGUUCCGACGAAAACUCUUCGCAAGGCACCAAAUAUCUCGUUUUCCUCUUCAAUGGAAAACGAACUGAAUUCUUUACUAGAAGUACUUGAUACCUUUUAUAGGGUUGAAUAUUUGGCUAUUUACAGAGAAGUUGAACCUCAUACUACUGUGCCCGUAUACCUCACUGUUGGUAUUCUUGUCGAGGACUUAGUCAAGUUGCUUUACAAGAAUGUAGACAAAGCUUUACAUUUUUCUACUUCGCCUCCCUGGCAACCUGAGCUGCUCUGUUUUCUUCCAAACGACUUAACGACCGAUGCUGUCAGCUUAUGGCUAUAUCCUUUUAUCUGUCCAUCAGUUGAUAAGCUAUUUACUGUUGUAGUCUGUUAUGAAGGAACUCAGAGACUGUCGCCAGAGAAUGGGAAGUGGCUUAUAGGGUGGAUAAAGAAUCGAUUGAUUCCUUAUUUGGACUCUUUCCAAUCUUCUGGAAAUUUUUGAAGACAUCAUGAUUUCUGUUGUUG
This is a messenger RNA of Galdieria sulphuraria, 997 nucleotides long. RefSeq lists its product as uncharacterized. Lineage: Eukaryota; Rhodophyta; Bangiophyceae; Galdieriales; Galdieriaceae. The transcript is spliced from 3 exons. Bases 6 to 974 code for a protein of 322 amino acids. The record is from RefSeq and is a predicted model, not a curated record.